Molecule: messenger RNA, 4552 nt
Organism: Haliotis rubra (blacklip abalone)
Lineage: Eukaryota; Metazoa; Mollusca; Gastropoda; Lepetellida; Haliotidae
Product: QRFP-like peptide receptor
Exons: 2
Coding region: 1-1074 (357 amino acids)
Biological process (GO): G protein-coupled receptor signaling pathway
Cellular component (GO): membrane
Molecular function (GO): G protein-coupled receptor activity
Source: RefSeq, a predicted model, not a curated record
AUGGAUCAGCAACAAGAAUACAACUCCUACAAGCACCUGUUGGAGUCCAAGAACUUCACGGCGUUUCUUGGAUACCCUUACAACUUCACGGGGGCAGAGGACAUACUUCAGGACUUCGAGCACAGCUACUACACUCGUAUGACGUACAGGACAGUGAUUCUACUGUCACUGUAUGCUCCUAUCUUUCUCGUUGGACUCGUGGGGAAUAUACUGAUAAUCUGCACUGUAGCAAGUGACAAGAAUGUCAGGAAGGCCAAGAACUACUACUUGUUGAACCUAGCUGCCGCCGACCUCAUGGUGACACUAUUCUGUAUGCCGAUGGCCAUAACGACUAUUAUAUAUAGAUUGUGGAUAUACGGGGAAUUUCUCUGUAAAGCUAUAGUGUUUCUGCAAGGUAUUGCAGUGGCCAAUAGCAUCUUCACUUUGACUGCGAUGAGCAUCGAUCGCUACAUCUCGAUUCAGCAUCCUGUAACAGCACAUCGGGUCACCUCCCCGGGACAAGCACUUAUCAUUAUUUUGGUUAUUUGGAUCGUAUCUGCCAUUUUCAUGGGACCCCUGCUAUAUAUAAGAAAAAUUGACACGUUGGAAAUGCCGGAGUUAACCGUGAUGCAGUUUUGCAUCGAGGACUGGCCACAGGAUUACGAUCGCCAGGCAUUUGGUGUAUUUCUUCUUUUCAUGAUCUACAUAAUUCCGGGGGGUACUCUGGCCAUUUGUUAUGCGCACGUCGGAAGGACUCUUUGCAGCGAUGAUAUGUGCAGGGAAAGCUCCGACAGCAGUACAAAGAGACUGUUCUCCAGAAAGCGUGCUGCUCGUAUGCUUAUUAUACUUGUAGUGAUAUUCAUGAUCUGCUGGCUUCCAUACAACAUUACAUCACUCAGUGUUGACAUCGCAGAAGAAAGUGAACCGGUCCGAUUACUCCCCUUUGCUCUUUGGCUCGGGCAUGCGCACAGUGCAGUCAACCCGGUGAUGUAUUGGCUGCUGAACAGACGGUUCAGGGACAAGGUACGCAGUAUGAUGAAGUAUAUCAGGAGAAGCAACAUGUUUCUCAGUUCUCCUACACCAGAUUACGUGUGAAGAUAGAGGAAGUCGUCCCUCACAUACUGGGCUACAUGUGUAUGAAUGGCGAAGUGUUGGAACUUACAACUACCUGUUUCGCCAGUCUCGAAGGUUCAAGUCCGGUCUGUGUUGUAUAUAGAUAUCAGGAGAAGCGAUCAAAUCAAAAUUUAUUUAUCUAAUUUCUUUGCCUCUCCAGCCUCUGCGUGGCUUUUUAGUGUUAUUCAGACAGUUCUUCCCCGACAAAAUGAGUAAUCAUUGCUAAAUGAACAUUUGGGGUAUCCUAUCACUCCAAAAAUAUUUUAAUAAUGUAAUCGCACAACACAUAUUUGUUCAUCAUGUAUUUAACAUUCAACUGUGUAAAUUCGUGUGCAACUGUGCGAGGUUAAGGCUGUUGUAUUUCACGAAGUGUUCGGUACACGUUCCAUUUCUUGCAUGAAACGCCUUGUCAUCACUGGGUGAAGUGCCAACUUGCAUUAUGUGGCUUGAUCAUCACUGUAUAUAGUGCAAGUUUACAUUGUUUGGUUUGAUCAUCCCUGUAAGUAGAGCAAGCUUGCAUUAUUUGGUUUGAUCAUCACAGUGAGUGGUGCAAGCCUACAUUAAGCGCCUUGAUCAUCACUGUGAGUACUGCAAGCGUGCAGAAAGAGGCCUGAACAUCGCUGUAAGUAGCCUAUCUUGCAUUAUAAGCAGUGCCAGCUUGCAUGAAGCACCUUGACCAUCUCUGAAAGCUACCAUGCAUGUUAAGGAAGUUAUAUCACUGCAAACUGACCAGCAUUGCUGAAUAAAGUGGUGUCACCAUCGCUGUAAGUAGUUAAACAUUGAAUACAUAUGUUUAACCACUGCUGUAAAUAGUGCAACAUUACUUUAAACGAUCUGACCAUUAUUGUGUUCGGUUGUGUUAAGCGGUUUGAUCAUCACUUUAAAGAAUCGUACGUUGCAUACGGCAAUUGUGUCAUCACUGAAAAUUGGGUUACAUUGCACGGUUUGAGCAUUGCUGCAUGUGGCGCACAGCAAUUGGCCACCUUUCAAAGGCGACUAUAAUUUCUGAGUGACUGAGGGUAUCACUGAUAUGUUGUAAGCCCUUUGUUUUGUAGACUAACAUACCUGUGGUUUCGUUCGUACUAUGAAAUGUCGUAGAACACACGUAUCAUUUUGUACUUGAUUUUAUUGUAACGUGGAAUCCUAACCAUCCUGUCAGACAACUCUGUUUAGUUCAUGAACAUGCGUUAGUUUCUAUGUCCGUUUCCUUCCACUGUGUUGAUAUGAUAGUGUUGUUUUAGUGCUACGUACCGUAAUCAAACAGCGUGCCGUUGAUACGCAUUUAUCGGGAUCUGUGAACUGGCUGCCAUUUUCACGAAAACAUUAAACAGCACAGCUUUUGAACAACUGAAUGGAAUCCACGCGGUUAUAAAGCCCCAGUUUUGUUCCAUUCUAAAAUAUAUAACCCCACAUAUAUAUCAGUAUUAAAUACGAAAGGUAACCUGUGUGUCGGUGUACAUGUUCAUUACAAUGCAAGUGCAAGUGCAAAACAUUGAUCAUUAAAAAUAUCGGUUCACAGACACGAUAACUUCAUAUCUGAUACCUGUUGUAAGACCCUUUUUACAGGCAGCUUCUGUGUAUUUUGCUCACGUUUAGUGUUGGGCUAUUUGUAUAUAUCGUGUAUUGUAAUGUAUUGCAAGCAUUUAUAGAACCCACAGCAUCAACCUACAACCCAUAUCUUAAAUACACAUAGGAACGUUCAAAGCUCAGUUCUGAUACAAAUGCAUUCUCAUAUUGAUAGAUUCGUUGUUGGUAGAUGAAAAUGUGAUAUCUUCCCUCAGAUUAUUUCAUUUGUCUAAAGGUUUACCUUUUGGAAAAACUGCGCCAAUUCUGAGAUUGUUUACAUGCAAAUCAUACAAGGCUUUCUAUAUCUUGUUUCUAGUCAACUUUAUCCAGUAGCGCGACCGAUGUUCUCCUCUUGUACAUACAUCUGAUCAAGAAUCUCAUUCCGUCUCUUGUAGUUUUGCAUCUCCUGAUGGUGUAUGAUGUGAUACAAACCCGGUUAUUAGUGGACAUUGAGCCAGCUGAAGCUCUUAUAGACCCUAGGGUAUCUCAUAGUACCAGUCCUAGCGACACCAUUUGAACACACGCGACACUGUUUAACCAUUUCGCACUAAUUUCCUGUCGUACGAAAUAAGAUCUGCACAAUACAUAAAGCCUGAAGCAGACAUUAAGGCUACACAAAUGGGGUCGAGUGUUGGUUCAGAUGUACGUAUGACGAUAGUUAAGGCAAUAUGGUCUCAAUCAAAUGAAUAUCAACACGGAGGAGGAAAGGGUUUAUAAAUUGAAAUGUGUAGAUAUGAUAAAUGUUGCGAACAGUUAUUAAUAUCUUAAAGAGUACAUUAAAAAUGCAGUAUGAAGAGUAUACAUUAUUUUCAAAUCAGGAUAACCAUGGUGUCACAUUCAUUUCAGUUCCCUGUUCAAAUUGGUCCGUCCUCUUCUAAAUCUUCACAGUUCCAAUAUGGUAUUAGCCUGUCUUUAUGAUAUUACUGCCUUGUGAAAAUAUCAUGGACAGAUUGGUUUUAAAUGUAACGUUGCGAAAUUAUUGUUAAAACCAUGUUUAUUUACGUAAUUUGUUCUGGCUGAAAUUUUACUAUUUCUGUUAUAUAAAGUGCAGUGUGUGAAUUAGGUCAUCCGUUUAGUACACACUGCAAAGUAGGAAACGCGUAACUUAUACAAUCUGUAAACUACUGGCUAUUUAAAUCAUUUAGUAGGUGAAUAGAAUCUGUUUCCUUUUUCGUGAAAUAUCAUGGUUGUCCGAGCAACUCAAGAAAAUACCAAGUCAGGUCAGGGACGAUAGAAAUAUUAUUUGACAAGAAAUGAACCGGGAAAGGACGUUCGUGUCGCCCAGUAACCUACAAUAAUGUGUCAGUCAACCCGGGUUAUCACAUUGAAGCAUUGUAGGAUGACGUUGUCUUCACGGCUGAAACGUAGUCAUUCGUGAUGUACAUGUAUUCCCGUGUCAAUGUCCUGUUCGCAUGUACCACCAAUCACUGAAUAAAUCCAUUUAUCGGUUCAAAUGCCCACCACGUCGAGGGGACGUCGUAUAGUUUCCUACGAGAAGUGCCUUUCAUAGAGUCAAAAACGAGUACAGUUCUAUCAAAUAGAACCAUAACCAACUCCAUAAACCUCAAGUAUCGCUGUUGUAGCAGAUUAUGUCUUCGUGUGCAAUGCCUAGCUGUUGUGAUUUUCUAUGACGCUUGUGGACUAGUCCUUAAUAGAUCCUUUGAAAUAAUUUAUUUGAUUGAUAUACAAAACGGAAAUCAGAGUAUGUGCGAAACAGAAAAUAACUACGUAUAGUUCAUUAGCCAAGUUAGAUGCAUAAAGCUUCAUCGAUCUUUUUAUACUGGUUACAGUGUGAUUCAAUGUGCAACAUAAUCCCGGUUUUAUUAAUUAUAUAUCAUGUUAAUACAAAUAUUACAGGUCUUUCCACGGGCAAAGGUUAUAUGUCGGUGACCGA